AUGGCAAACUCUAAAGGAUGGAAACUUAAGGAUUAUUACGUCAAGCCUUGCACAGUCAAACUAAUCAUCAUCUGGGAUAUGAUCAGGGUCGGCAUCCCUAUCUUCUAUUUCGUGAUUACCAUUAUUAUUUACUUCAGAGAUGAUAAUAGAGAUGAUGACAAUGACAGCAGUGUUCUGAACAGCUCAAGUAUAAUCCCGUCUGUUACAAAAGCAGCUUCAAAUUCUAAUGAUGAACUAGUGUCCAUGUCUUUCUUACUAGGAGAGAUUUUUAGAACCUUCUUAAUCUGAUGUAUGGCUGUUGUAGCUAUGUGAAAGAAAUUUGAUUAUAUGCCCACAGGAACAUAUUUCUGGACGCGGUCUAUUAAUAGCUGCUUCAAUGUUAUGAGUCACUUAUUUCAGUUCUUAAUUCUUGGAGCAAAUAUUUUUAGAUUGGCAAUAACAACUUUUUCAUUCAUGUUCGAUGGCUAUUUGAGUUAUAUAGUAUAUGUUUUUUGGCAAAAUUUAAAAGAGACUAAAAACUCAUCAACAAGUAGCUCUGCUCAAAGUGAUUUUAGUCAUCAAAUUGAUGUAGAAUGUCCUGAUGAUCAAGCAAAGAGGCUUGAAGAAGAAAUCAAAGCUGGAUUAGCAAAUGAUGUUUUGGAAGUUGAUGAAUAUGAUGAAAAUGGAGUCCCGCACACCAAAGCUAUACGAAUUGAUGAAGAUAACAAACAAGUUGUGGUAGAAUGUAUCCUACCACCUCUUAAAGAGUUAAACCAAUACAAGUCCCGAGAUGGAUCUUCACGGGAUAAUGCUUCUCGAAUCACUGCCUUUUUAGAAGAUAGGCAGCAUCCAAAAACCCGUAAAGCUUCUUAUGACAAUGAUAUGGCAAGUUCUGAUUACUACAGGAGCAAGCCGAGUUUCAAAGGAACCAGAAAAGAAAAUUUUGUGUUCACCUCAAAUCAUAUUCAAAUGAUUAACAAAUCGAACCAAGAUUUAUCUGAAGAGAACAAGUCAAGAAUCCAUAGAAACAGCGGAGCUGCUUCUAAGCUCAAACUGGUAUCCAAGCAUACAGGCUCAGAGAGGAAGUGGAUUGCCCAUGACCAAGAAGAUAAAGAUCAGGAUGACAAAAAUGACUCUGUCAGCUCUGUAAAGGAGUAUGCUGAAAACGAGAUCUACCUAGAUACUCAUUCACGGACUUCGAAAAUCAAGAAGAAUUUAUGAAAUUCUCCUCCAGUGCACAAAAACAACAACAUUUAUGCAGAGCAAGAUGAUACAGUUCAGAGGACUAAAAGUAAAGAUGCUGUUAAAAGUGCAAAAAGUUUCAGGUUCACCAGCCAGAUGGAGUGCAUUGAGAGGCAUGAGACAUAUGAUGAAGGCAACCGCUUUAGUGUCAGUAAUAAAGAUGAGUCUGAUGAGUAACCCUCAGGCUGAAGUUAAAAUUGAUUAUCAAUUCAAUGAC
This is a messenger RNA of Moneuplotes crassus, 1438 nucleotides long. The record is from the annotation of a GenBank genome assembly. Lineage: Eukaryota; Ciliophora; Spirotrichea; Euplotida; Euplotidae.